GACUGCCGAGAAUCCUGACGUACAUACAAGAUAGCUGCCCUAUUCUAAACAUAUAUCAACAUGGUCAAAGAAACUAAGCUCUACGAUUCAUUAGGCAUAAAAUCCUCCGCAACUCAAGAUGAGAUUAAAAAAGCAUACCGCAAGUCGGCGCUGAAAUGGCAUCCCGACAAGAACAAGGACAACCCACAGGCCGCCGAGAAGUUCAAAGAGUGUUCACAAGCCUACGAAAUUCUCUCCGACCCCGAAAAGCGCAAAACAUACGACCAGUAUGGUCUCGAAUUCCUACUCCGCGGCGGCGUUCCACAACCCGAAGGCGGCGCAGGGCCGGGGGGCAAUCCCUUUGAAGGCAUGGGCGGAGGCGGCGGCGGUGGUUUCCCCUUCGCACAGCAGUCUGGCGGCAUGCCCGGCGGUGCUCGAACGUUCCAUUUUUCAACCGGCGGCGGCGGCAACGGCUUCAACUUCUCCAAUGCAGACGACAUAUUCUCAGAGUUUGUACGCAAUAGCGGCGGAGGCGGCGACGACUUCGAUUUUGGCAACUUCGGCAUGGGCGGGAAGCGUGGUGGCAGAUUUUCUGGUGGCAGGAGAGCGCCUGAGCCGGAAGUCACAGUUGUGGAGAAGCCGCUCGCUGUUAGCCUGGAGGAGUUGUACAAUGGCACAACGAAGAAGUUGAAGAUCAAACGCAAAACGUAUGACCAGUCAACCGGCAAACAGAGUACGCAAGAUCGGAUCCUGGAGGUCCCGAUCAAGAAGGGCUUGAAGGCAGGCAGCAAGAUUAAGUUCUCGGACGUGGGUGACCAGGUCGAAGGCGGGACGCAGGAUUUGCAUUUUGUUGUAUCCGAGAAACCGCACGCCAUGUUCACUCGCGAAGGCGACGACAUCAAACACAUCAUCGAACUCGAUCUCAAAGAAGCCCUUACCGGCUGGCGCCGCACGGUAGCGACCAUCGACGGCAAGCAACUCAGCGUUGGCAGCGGCGGACCCUCAGGACCUACCUGGACAGAACGAUAUCCCAAUCUGGGCAUGCCUAAGAGCAAGAAGCCUAACGAGCGGGGUGAUUUCAUCGUUGGUGUUAAGAUCAAGUUCCCCACGAGCUUGACGAGUCAACAGAAGGAGGCACUGGGGAAGAUACUAUAGGCGGCAUAUUUUUUAUUUCUUUCAAGUAUAUUCUUUCAGGGAUUACAUACGGCUCGGGCGAGCGAAAUGGCGUUGGUGGUGUUAUGAUUUAAAAUUUCCCCUCAUAGCGAAUGGAGGAAGGAAUUCAUUCAGCAAAGCGAGGAAGAAGUCCUCCCAUUCGAGGAUUUGGAGCAUGAUCGGGGAUGAAAUAUGAAGAGAUGAGCAAAGACGAGCCUACGAGAGACGAAAUGAUGAAUCCAAAAUGUUUGCGCAAUCC
This is a messenger RNA of Cucurbitaria berberidis CBS 394.84, 1390 nucleotides long. RefSeq names its product DNAJ heat shock family protein. The record is from RefSeq and is a predicted model, not a curated record. Gene Ontology annotation, molecular function: protein-folding chaperone binding. Bases 61 to 1134 code for a protein of 357 amino acids. Gene Ontology annotation, biological process: translational initiation. The transcript is spliced from 4 exons. Lineage: Eukaryota; Fungi; Ascomycota; Dothideomycetes; Pleosporales; Cucurbitariaceae. Gene Ontology annotation, cellular component: cytosol.